AUGGCGACCGUUACACGUCAACCGUUUGCUCCUCUUGAUGGGUCCAGACUUCAAUCCCUCACAAGUAUUAAGAAUAGGCAAAAUGCUGCUCCUUCUACAGCUGGCAAACGAAAGGCUGAACUACUUGAUACCGACGACUUCGAAAAUGUUGAUCCUUCAGCUUUUGCCAAACGAUCCAAGGGAUCAAAAGACUUGACCAAGGAUAUUCUCAAACCAUCGGCUUUUGUCCUCAAGACUCCAUCUCUACCUGCUCUACCCGCUCCCUCUCCAAUCCCCAGUCGCCUCAGUCCAACCAAAUCUUCCCGUCGCACUCUUCAACCAAAGUCUCCUGCAAAGACAAACGGCAUCUCAAAGUCCUCUCCCAUUCAUGCUACUCCCGCUGGUCGAUCCCCUACCCGAACCAAACGAUCAUCUGGUCUUGGACCAAGCCGACGACGCACUCUUGGACGUAUUGAUCCUCCUACUCUUCUCGGCGCUGCCGCUCCCUUUUCUCUCGAUGCUGCUCUCAAGGGUACCAUCCCUGGAUAUGGCGCCAAGUCGGCACCACCUCCUAAGGAACCUGUCCUACCAGUGCCAGACAUGAAGGCUAGCUGGUUCUUUGAGAUUCACGAAGAUACACCCGAACAAGAAAUGACCAACCUUCUUCAACACAGCACAUGUACACUCGACAUUUCAUCCGACGAGGAAAGCGAACGCAAGCGCAACAGAGAUCGCGCUGAAGGUCGCGACAAGGAGAAUGUUCCUCCUCCUGAUGACGUAUCCCAAACUCGUCGCUCACCCCGAGCUGACGACAUGGUGGUGGAGAAGGAACGCGUGGCAUUGGGAGAAAUGAACACUGCCGACUUUUACGCUGAAGGAUGCGAUGAGACAUCAGUCAUCAUUGUUCCAGAAGAUGAGCCAGAAAGCAGCCUUCCGGAAUUAAGCACCAUUCCAGAGUCAAGUCUAGAGUCUCUCGAGCCUAGCAACCUGCCAGAGUUGGAGACAAUCGCUACACAACAAGAUAUUGAUAACCUCAUGGCCAAGCCUACAGAAGGAACAUCAAAAGCUGCUGUUUUGGAACCUAUCGAAGGAACAGGGGAAAGUUUUGAGUUGUGGGAAAGCGGUAGUGCACAUGACGAAGACGCAACUUCAUGA
Messenger RNA from Fusarium venenatum, 1134 nucleotides. RefSeq lists its product as uncharacterized. The record is from RefSeq and is a predicted model, not a curated record. NCBI's taxonomy places the organism in Eukaryota, Fungi, Ascomycota, Sordariomycetes, Hypocreales, Nectriaceae.